AUGUGCCUCGUCACUCACUACCGCGACUUCCAUUGCGGCCACCGCUGGGCCACCAUCACCGUCCCAUGCUACCCCGGCGCCGGCUUCGACACAUGUCCCGAGUUCGUCAAUGGGCGACUGAAGCCACUGCCGCCGAGACUCGUUGCACAGGCGGAGAAGUGUCCAAAGUGCGACCUCGGCAGCAAGUACGAUCGAAACAGGACGCGCAUGGUCAAGAAGAUUCAGUACGGCUUCCGCUGGGGGAUUGGGCCGGAUGGGACGGAUCCCGGAUGCGACAUUGAUGCGGCUAAGACGGCCCUCUUGUUUGAUGGGAGCUGA
Molecule: messenger RNA, 318 nt
Organism: Thermothelomyces thermophilus ATCC 42464
Lineage: Eukaryota; Fungi; Ascomycota; Sordariomycetes; Sordariales; Chaetomiaceae
Exons: 3
Coding region: 1-318 (105 amino acids)
Source: RefSeq, a predicted model, not a curated record